Molecule: messenger RNA, 2748 nt
Organism: Silurus meridionalis
Lineage: Eukaryota; Metazoa; Chordata; Actinopteri; Siluriformes; Siluridae
Gene: dpysl2a
Product: dihydropyrimidinase like 2a
Exons: 14
Coding region: 317-2038 (573 amino acids)
Cellular component (GO): cytosol; cytoplasm
Molecular function (GO): hydrolase activity, acting on carbon-nitrogen (but not peptide) bonds, in cyclic amides
Source: RefSeq, a predicted model, not a curated record
UGCGCGGAUGAUUUCUCGGCGCAAAUCCCCUCUUAUCAGUGAUAUUCGGAAAGUGUCUCGGGCGCAACGCCGGUGAAUCUGGUGUAACACCGGAACGUCGGGGGGAAAAGCUGUCAUUUUAAACGAAGGGGAUCUCUCUCUUACAGGUUGUGUCGCCUGUGAAUCGCAGCUGUUUCAAGAUUUGUGUUGCUUUGUUUUUGUUUUAUUUUGCCAGCCAUCAGACGGCGGGUGUCGUCCAAUCGCAGGGCGUCGACUUGAGCAUCAAUUCAGCUGUUUGUGGUUGAGAAGCGGCGAACAAUCAGCGAUCAGCGUCGACAUGUCCGGAUACCAGGGCAAAAAGAACAUCCCUCGCAUCACUAGUGAUCGUCUCCUAAUCAAAGGGGCAAAGAUUGUGAAUGAUGAUCAGUCCUUCCAUUCUGACAUCUACAUGGAGGAUGGCGUUAUCAAGCAAAUUGGAGAGAACCUUAUUGUUCCUGGUGGAGUGAAGACCAUUGAUGCCCAUGGCAGGAUGCUAAUUCCUGGUGGCAUUGAUGUGCACACCCGUUUCCAGAUGCCCGACCGAGGAAUGACAGCUGCCGAUGACUUUUAUCAGGGCACUCGUGCCGCUCUGGCCGGGGGCACCACUAUGAUCAUUGACCAUGUGGUGCCAGAGCCAGGCGUUAGCCUUAUAUCUGCAUUUAACCAAUGGAGGGAAUGGGCAGACAGCAAGUCUUGCUGUGAUUAUUCACUCCAUGUGGACCUCACUGAAUGGCACAAGGGGAUGCAGGAAGAGAUGGAGACCCUGGUGAAGGACCAUGGUGUCAAUUCUUUCCUGGUCUAUUUGGCCUAUAAGGAUGCCUUCCAGCUGAAUGAUUCCCAGAUGUAUGAGGUGUUCAGUGUGAUUCGAGACCUGGGAGCCAUCGCCCAAGUACAUGCUGAGAAUGGGGAUAUUAUUGCUGAGGAGCAGAAAAGGAUCCUGGAAUUAGGCAUCACUGGUCCAGAAGGUCAUGUUCUAAGUCGCCCAGAAGAAGUGGAAGCUGAGGCAGUCAAUCGUGCAGUGACAGUGGCCAAUCAAACCAAUUGUCCAUUGUACAUUACCAAGGUGAUGAGCAAGAGUGCUGCUGAUGUCAUUGCUCAGGCUAGGAAAAAAGGUACUGUGGUGUACGGGGAGCCUAUCUCUGCAAGUCUGGGCACUGACGGUACUCACUACUGGAGCAAGAACUGGGCCAAAGCUGCUGCCUACGUGACAUCUCCUCCUCUGAGCCCAGACCCCACCACCCCUGACUAUCUCAACUCUCUGCUCUCAUGCGGUGAUCUGCAGGUAACUGGAAGUGCUCACUGCACCUUUAACACCUCUCAACGUGCUGUGGGCAAAGAUAACUUCACUCUCAUCCCAGAGGGAACCAAUGGCACUGAGGAGAGGAUGUCCAUCAUCUGGGACAAGUGUGUGGUGACUGGAAAGAUGGAUGAGAAUCAGUUUGUGGCUGUGACCAGCACCAACGCAGCCAAGAUUUUUAACAUGUAUCCACGUAAGGGCCGCAUCGCUGUGGGCUCUGAUGCUGACUUGGUUCUGUGGGAUCCCGAUGCCACUAAGAUCAUCUCUGCCAAGAGCCACAACCUGGCAGUUGAAUAUAAUAUCUUUGAGGGUUUGGAGGUGCGUGGUGCUCCCUUAGUGGUGAUCAGUCAAGGUAAGAUUGUUCUGGAGGAUGGAAACCUCCACACUACUGAGGGAUCAGGACGUUACAUAACCCACAAAACUUUCCCUGACUAUGUGUACAAGAGGAUAAAGGCUCGUAGUAAGCUUGCUGAGCUACGUGGUGUCCCACGUGGCCUUUACGAUGGUCCAGUAUGUGAGGUCACUGUGACACCUAAAAUAAUGAACCCUGUGACCUCUAACAAGACCUCUCCAACCAAGCACACCGCUCAACCUAUCCGUAAUCUGCAUCAGUCUGGAUUCAGUCUGUCCGGAGCGCAAAUUGAUGAUAACGUUCCUCGCCGCACCACUCAGCGUAUUGUAGCCCCCCCUGGUGGUAGAGCAAACAUCACCAGCCUGGGUUAAAGAACGCACUUCCACAGUCCUGAAAGAAAGGGGGUGGCAGGGAACCACGGGCGUGUGCUCUAGUUAUCACUCCUACCACUGAGAUCCCUACCAGCCCCCCACAGUCAAUAUGACAACAUUGUCAGUAUUUCAUUUAUGUAGAAACAUAGUCAGGGCAUUGUUGUGUAUUUUCACCAUUUUGUUUUUUUUUUUGUUUUUUUUUUCCUUGUAGGAAGAGUAAUGUGAAUCUAAACAGAACUUGUAUUAUUUUAUUGUUACACGUAAAUCAGAAUUGACCAUAUGUCCUUUUUUUUUGUUUUGCAUUAUUAAAACACUGGUUUACUUUUGGGAAAAUGUCCCAUUUUAAUUGAAUUGGUGUGUUGUCCUGGUGUCUUCAUUUCAGAUUGAUGUUUUUGUGCUGCAGCAUAAUUCACUUUUUUAUACUCUUUGUUGGCAUUAAUUUAAUAACAGUAAUGCCAUAUAUACUUUUUCGUCUUUAAGUUUCAUCAUAUUUAGGGUUAGACUAUUGAUGUCCUCUGAAUAGUAGGGGAUUCCUGACACUGAUGCAAAAAAAAAAAGAACAAAGCUUGACUGAAAUAAAAGAAUAUGGAUCCCUUUGUAUCACAUUUUCCCUGUUAAAUUCCCCCAGUUCCACAUCUCUAGUUGUCCAUGAGUAAGGUAUCCUGGCAACAGUCUUUUAACCCCUGAAAUAAAGGUUUGCUGCUUUAUGA